Molecule: messenger RNA, 501 nt
Organism: Rotaria socialis
Lineage: Eukaryota; Metazoa; Rotifera; Eurotatoria; Philodinida; Philodinidae
Source: the annotation of a GenBank genome assembly
AUGGCAAAUGAAUUUCGUGUUAAACGUGCAUAUGUCGAGGCUUGUGAAGAGGACUGGUUGAACAGACCUUGGUCGAAAAAUCAUACUAGCUAUAAUAGUUCGAAAGUAUUGAAUAACAUUGCAGAUGGUAGAAGAUAUCUACAAGGCUUAGGAUAUAUUCUAAACUUAAAUAAUGCUGAUGGAUGGAAUACAUUUGAAAGAACAUUAUGUUUCAAUAUUGAACUUAGUGGUCCCAGUGCAACAGAGUUCAAGCAAUUGGAAUUCAAGCUCCACGGCAAAAAUGGCACAUCAACCUAUUUACUUGUAGCAACAAAUGUCGAUUAUUGCAAUAAAGUUACAGUGUGUUAUGCAUAUCAUCACAUUGAUGAACAUAUUCAGGAUAAUGCCGUGUUUACUAUGCAUGCAGCUGAUAUGACGCUUCAUUGGCUUAGAGCAAAGUCGUGCGAGAGUUUAGCAGCUAUUUUACCGCGGAAUGUGGCACCACGACUGAUUUAUGAAUAG